Dimorphilus gyrociliatus is the source of this 963-nucleotide messenger RNA. NCBI's taxonomy places the organism in Eukaryota, Metazoa, Annelida, Polychaeta, Dinophilidae. The record is from the annotation of a GenBank genome assembly.
AUUAAAAUGGUGUUUUUGGACAGACUUCUAAUGAUUUUAUUCUCACUCGUGGUUUCUUCUGGUUCCAUUUCUCUUUCAAUAUACCCGCCAAAAAAUCAAAUAUAUUCAGGUGAUUCAGUAACGCUUGAAUGUCAAAGCGAUGUGGGAAAUUCCUUAAACUGGUUUAGACAACGGGCAGAUAUUAGAGAAGCAAUUGGGACAGGAGUACAAUUAAAUGACUUCAUUAAAACUAAAAGAUACUGGAUAUCUCGUGACUCUAAACAAAGUGGAAUUAAAUCUACUUUAGCAAUUAACCACAUAAAAUACCAAGAUUCUGGGAUUUUUAUUUGUGAAAUUGGCGGAAAAACAAAAGAAGUUGGUGUAUCUGUUUGUGACACUUCCAAUCGAAACAAAGAAGACUCUGUUUGUACCUGUCUCAGGAAACGUUCGUGGGCAGACCCUACUUGCUUCGACGAACCUCCAACUGUUUCUAAUCUGAAGUCAAAACAUAAAAAAGCUAUUAUAGCCCUCAGUUUCUUCUUUGGUUUGGCUUGUAUAGCUUGUAUGGUGCUAGGUAUAAUUGUAAUAAAAGACAGAUAUUUUACGGCUCAAGAUGUGCAACGUCGUCAGGCUGCUACUGAUAAUAAACCUUACGAAAAGCACGAUAAUCAAGGAUUUGAGAGCGAAUUCGUUGAUUGCUAUAAGAUGCAAAUUAAGAACUCUAAUAAUGAAAACAAUUACUCAAAUUCAUUAGAAAAAAAAGAAUAUGACAAUGACCUACCCAGUAAUGGAGAUCUGAGCCAGUCUUCCAGAACGGCCAGUGUUGACGUACAUAAUUCCUAUAUUGAAGAAACACCCAUUAAGAAUAGACGUGAAAACUUGGGUAAAUUCAGCAGUAAUAAUCAGGCUUUGAACGAACUAAGUCCCCGUGGCCUAUACUCUUAUGCUGAAAGAACAAGUGAAGGACCAAGUGUCCAUGUAUAG